Cyphellophora attinorum is the source of this 795-nucleotide messenger RNA. RefSeq lists its product as uncharacterized. The coding region runs from base 1 to 795 and encodes 264 amino acids. Lineage: Eukaryota; Fungi; Ascomycota; Eurotiomycetes; Chaetothyriales; Cyphellophoraceae. The record is from RefSeq and is a predicted model, not a curated record. The transcript has 2 exons.
AUGGCUCAAUUCCUCGAUCUGCCGAUCGAGAUUCGCAACAUGAUUUACCGGAACGUAGCACGUCGCGCCAGGGUCAGAUUUGCAUAUAUGACGGUCUUCCCACUGUCUACCUGCGGUGCGCUUCUGGUUUGCUGCAAACAGAUCAAUGCCGAGUUCUUCCCGGCCUUCCUUGAGCUGGCUCGGAUCGACUUCUCGCGCAAAAUUCAUAGAAAAACCGGCGUCGUUCAGCUACCAGGCAUCCAGUCGGCUGCCAUCCAGCACGUCAGCCUGGGUCUCAACGUUUUCGCCAGCGAUGGAGGCAUGAUCUUGUUGAAGAACAUGUCCAACCUCAAAUCAUUCACCUACAAGGCUGUUGGUUACUAUAAUAUUCCAGGAAGCGUGCUCAAGCAUGUGGAGGCAUGUCACAACAAGGACGAUACGGUUCCGGAUGAUCCAUCAGACGAGUGCUGUGAUAUUUGCAGCGAAAAGUGUGCGGUAGAUCAUCUGAAAGAUCAGGUCAACAAGUAUCCUGACAUCCUGCUUGGAAACUGCACAGCGGCCGACGAUGAGAAUGGCUGCAAUGGGGACCCGCAAUGCUGCGCUGGCAAUCCCAUUCGCAAAGUCAUCGGCGUCUGGGAGUAUACGGGCAAGCCCUUCAAGCUGAUUGCUCAGGUAUACAUUGAGGAUCUUGAGUUCGCGCUGGACGAUGACUGGAUUGGGUUCUUUGACCUGGGCUCGAAGGAGAUGGUGAUCUGCAGUGGUGAGGACCAUGACGACAUCAAGACUCGGUUCCUUGUCGACCUUCAUGGGUACUAG